Molecule: messenger RNA, 5771 nt
Organism: Pygocentrus nattereri (red-bellied piranha)
Lineage: Eukaryota; Metazoa; Chordata; Actinopteri; Characiformes; Serrasalmidae
Gene: tcf12
Product: transcription factor 12
Exons: 21
Coding region: 236-2401 (721 amino acids)
Biological process (GO): regulation of transcription by RNA polymerase II
Cellular component (GO): transcription regulator complex
Molecular function (GO): protein dimerization activity; RNA polymerase II cis-regulatory region sequence-specific DNA binding; DNA-binding transcription factor activity, RNA polymerase II-specific
Source: RefSeq, a predicted model, not a curated record
UCGUCGUGCUUCGGCCAUCGCCAAGCAAAAAUGUCCGCCUAAGGGAAACUCGCAAGUUACAUAUUAAGUGGAUAUUUGCAAACAAGGAGGAGAAAAAUAUAAAAUAUAAUCACCCAGUUAUCGAUUUGGUUGUCUUUCGGAGGCGAACCGAGGAGAGACGCGCCGCCGCUGCCACGCCCGAUCGCCCUAGUCGGAUUUUAAACCGGAGAAAGAGGUUUAGUAAAAGGCCGAAAGGAUGAACCCCCAGCAGCGGAUCGCCGCUCUUGGAACUGAUAAGGAGUUGAGUGACUUACUGGAUUUUAGUGCGAUGUUUUCGCCACCGGUGAACAGUGGGAAAAACAGGCCGACCACUCUAGGAAGCAGCCAGUUCAGCGCGUCAGGUAUAGAUGAGCGGACAGCAGAGGCGUCCUGGGCCCCAGGUGGCCAGUCCAGCCCUUCGUAUGACGAGUCCUCCAGGGGUUUCGCAGACAGCCCUCAUUAUGGUGAUCACUUGAGUGACAGUCGAUUAGUGUCCCAUGAAGGAUUGUCCCCGACACCUUUCAUGAGCUCCAGCAUAAUGGGCAAGUCUGAGAGGCCUCCGUUUUCUGCUUAUGGGAGAGAACCAGGUGUCUCUGGGUGCCAGUCCACUCUGCGGUCAGACAUGGGACUGGCCAGUCCAGGACCCGUGACCACGGCUGGGAAAUCACCUGCUCCUUUCUACUCCUUCGCUGGCUCCAAUCCACGAAGACGCUCUCUGCAGGACUCCUCUCCUCUGGAUCCUCACCAAACAAAGAAAGUACGCAAGGUUCCCCCUGGCCUGCCAUCGUCCGUGUACGCACCAUCCCCAAACUCAGACGACUUCAACAGAGAUUCUCCUUCCUAUCCUUCGUCCAAACCCCCCAGCAGUAUGUUUGCUAGCACUUUCUUCGACGGGACCCACAAUUCCUCUGACCCGUGGAACACGUCCAAUGGGAUCAGCCAGCCCGGUUAUGGGGGAAUGCUGGGAGGAUCUUCAUCUCACAUGCCACAGUCUGGAAACUACAGCAGUCUGCAUUCGCAUGACCGCCUGAACUACCCCCCACACUCCGUGUCCCCCACAGACAUCAACCCCAGCCUGCCGCCCAUGUCCAGCUUCCACCGCAGCACCGCCAGCAGCUCGCCCUUCGUUACUGCCUCGCACACCCCGCCCGUCAACACCACAGAGGGAGUCAUGGCUGCUGCCAACAGAGGGAACACCACUGGAAGUUCUCAGACUGGAGAUGCGCUGGGGAAAGCCCUCGCUUCGAUUUACUCUCCGGACCACACCAGCAGUAGUUUCCCUUCUAACCCCUCCACGCCUGUGGGCUCCCCCUCUCCUCUGACAGCCCAGGCGGGCGCUGCCUCCACAGGUACAGUGGUGACAGCCAGCGGCCCCUCAGGAAGGGCAGGUACAACCCAGUGGCCUCGUGCGGCCGGACAGACCCCGUCUUCCCCAAAUUAUGAAAACUCUCUCCACUCUCUGAAAAAUCGUGUGCAUCAGCAGCUGCAUGAGCAUCUCCAGGAUGCCAUGUCCUUCUUAAAGGAUGUCUGCGAGUCUCGGAUGGAGGAUCGUCUGGACAGACUAGAUGAUGCGAUCCAUGUCCUCCGGAACCAUGCCGUGGGCUCCACCACUUCUCUGCCCAGCGACAUCCACAGCCUGCUGGGUCAGGUGCACAACGGGCCAAUCGCAGCCAUCGGCUCCAGCUUCCCCACGUCCGGAUUGGUUGCCAGCAGGACAGCAUCUAUGGGCCCUGCUCAUCGCGAGGAAGCGGUCAGCCUCAACUCUAACCACACAGGACUGCAGAGCAGCGCCGGUCCAGCCUCCAGCACUGAGCUCAACCACCAGGCCGACACAUUCAGAGGCCUUGCUAGUGGACUGGCAAAUCAAGUGGCACCUUCUCUGGAUCUUAAGAUCGAAGAUCAGGACAAAGAUGACAUGCACGACAGCCACUCCUCUGAAAACCUCAAAUCAGAUGACGAGAGUGACAAAAGGGACAUCAAAACACCCAGAGGAGGCACUCGAACAAGUAGCAUUAAUGAGGAUGAGGAUCUGAACCCGGAGCAGAAGGCGGAACGCGAGCGUGAGAGGAGGAUGGCCAAUAAUGCGCGCGAAAGGCUGCGAGUGAGAGACAUCAACGAGGCAUUUAAGGAGCUUGGCCGCAUGUGCCAGCUGCACCUGAAGAGCGAGAAGCCCCAGACCAAACUCCUCAUCCUGCACCAGGCCGUCGCAGUCAUCCUCAGCCUGGAGCAGCAAGUCAGGGAGCGGAACCUGAACCCCAAAGCGGCCUGCCUUAAGCGGCGAGAGGAGGAGAAGGUGUCUGGUGUUUCGGGGGAACCCCAGCAGACCCACCCCUCCGUUCACCCCGGCCUGACAGACACAUCCAACCCCAUGGGCCAUCUGUGAGCACUCUACAGAUCAAAGUGAUGCAGAGGGAGUCUGUAAGAUAGCGUCGGUGACCUUGCUUUCCAAGGGCAGACAGGACUCACAGCUUGUGACACAAAUUUGAAAAGACAGAGACCACUCGAAGCGAAAUUCCACGGUCAGGCAAUCCUGAGCGAGAAGAAAACUGGCAAGCACCAAACUUCCUCAGAAGACAUCCGACAUUGUUCAGCAAAUUUCUGCCCAAGAGAACCACACAAACAAAAAGCCCUUCAGCACAUAUCACUGUCUGCAAGCAGUGUCACAUCUGUACAAUCAGAGACUGUCGCGGUCCCCUCCACGUGGAAGUUGCCUUGUGCCUAAACUGAAUUGACGAAUGCAUUGUAACAGCAAUUCUUUUUUUGUUGUUGUUUUUUUUUCUUUUUAUGUUUGUUUGUUUUGAUUUUUUUCUAUUUAUUAUGUUACUGAGCUAUAAAGUCUAUGUUUAAAGGGAAAGUUAUGACAUUGUUUUGAAAAGCCGGUGGUAUUUCAGUAGAUCUUCAGUUUGCCAGGGUUUCAGCUUAGGAGCUAUACGCCAAACUCCGGCCAUCCGCUCCUCGCGUUUACACCAUUUUCGCCCUCUUGGAUGCUCAAAAUCUCGUCUGUGGCAAUUUUAAAUGAUCAGAGUCUCAAGGCCCCACCCUUUUUGUCUAGAAAAAUAAAAAAAAAGAAGAAGAAAUAAUAUAUUAUUUAUAUUUAUGUUAGAUUCAUUCCACAAGUAACAGCAUGACGAACCAAAACUACCUAAACGACGUUGUCAAGUGACGCUGAGACUCCAGGCCGCAACCUUCAGCAGGAGCAGAGCGAAGCGGGAAAAAAGUGCAGGAAACGGGUGCGUUUCUGCUCCGGCGUGGCAAACUCGAGCUUUACUGAAAGGUCUAAGGUCACCUGCAGGCUGACAUGUUUAUAGUCAUUAGUAAAGCAGUUCAAAUACAGAGAGCAGACCAGUUACUAAACCCUAGCAUUCCUCGCAUACUUCAUAGUGUCUUAACCGAAGGAAAAGAGGGCCGCGUCGUCUUGUCCUUUUAAUUCCUUUGCCAUAAUAGUGUUAAAGUGGAAAGAAAAUGGCAUUUUUCCAUUUACUGCAGUUUCUUUGUUGUUUUUUUCCUGAUGUUACAUUAUUUUGGUCUCUGCAGCAGCGGUGGUCAUGCUUUUUGGGGCGUCUGUGUUCAGGACCCUCCAUAUACGCUUUAGCCUAAAGCUGAGGAAUUAGACAUUUAGCUGUGUUGGAAACGAGAGAGUAGAUUGGAAACGAUGACCACAUCAUCACCUGGCCUGAAUUGAAGUUUUGCUUUAUUUUCUUUCUGUCGAAAACCAUUAACAUAAAAAAAAAAGAAAAAGGAAAAAAAAAAGAACAAAAAAAGAAAACCACAAAAAAAUCAUUACUCUAAGUAACCACAUGUUAUAUGUUUAUUUGUAAUUGCAUACAAAGCAUCUCUAGGCUUCAUAGUAAAGCGUAUAUUGUCGUGUGAAAAUAGAAGAAAGAUAUUCUAAGUUACUUAGGAUGGCUUCAUCUGUCCUUUCCCCCCAAAGCGUUGAAGUACUUGAUAGCAGUGAUCAGCGGAGUGAGAGUGCAAUGUCUGUCAUACAAGAAAGAAAGAAGCUCUACGAAUUCAAACGCUGUGACAACAACAGUAGCCGACUGCACUCUUAACAAUAAAGGUGCCACGGAGGGUUCUUCACCCACGCAAGAACCACUUUUGAUCCCUAAAAAAACGUGGAUACGUCUUCACAGAGGCACUUUUGUAAAGAACCCCCCCCCCCCCCCCACAAGGUUCUGGAGAGAACUCAAACUGGCACUCUCUUGAAAAUAAAGGUGCCAGGAAGAACCUCUUCUUUACAGAACCUUUCAAGAACCUCCACAUGUUAAAAGUCAGUAUGCCAAGAAAGGUUCCACCCCCACAGAGGGACCACUUUUGGCUCCCUAAAGAACCUUUGAUAGAAGGGAUAAUGAAAUAUGCGAACGUGGAGGACCUUUUAAAGGUUUAAAGACCCUCCACAUAACGCAAAGGUUCUAGGAAGAACCUAAAUUGGUGAGUAAUAUUCUUUGAACAAGGUUCCUUUGGGGAACCAAGUCUUUUUUCUGUGAGAAACUUCUUUCUAGAACUUAACACAAACUUUAAUAAGGAGUAUAGAACCUUUACCCGACGGUAAGGUUCUUUAAACCUUUAAAGGGUUGUUUGUGAUCAGUUUUGUGUUUCAGGUAUGGUUCUUUGGGGAAGCGAAAGUGGUUCUGCCAUGGCCCAAAAGAACCCUUUGUGGAACCCUUUUAUUUUAUUUUUUAAGAGUAUAAGCAAAACGAUGAACAAACGCCUUUUUUUUCCUCUGUUUUCUGAUCAGGAUUCACAUCUUCAUUUGUUUUUUUCCCUUUUGAAACUACUUGUGGUCUUAAUUCUUUCUUUAGCUCGUUUUCUUCCCCGUCUGUUGUCUUCCAUGCAUGCUCACCCUCCACACAACGAAAGCUGCCACAUUAGAAUGACAGUCUAAAGAACAAACGGACGACGAAUUGCAGAUUUCUAUUCACUCCUUUGUUGUUUUUUGUUUUUCCUUUCUUUUCUUUGUGGAAAGUCUCUCCUUUUACUCUCCCUGUGAUACCCACUAGUCUUUGUGGCCUUGUCAUACAUUUCAGUAUUCACGAGCUUGUGUUGUUGCUGGCUGAAGUUGAUCGAGGUUGUGUCAUCUCUUUGUCGGUUUUGUUUUUUUUCCUUAUUUUUGUUUUCGUUAUUGCUUUUUUUCCCCCGUUCCUUCGCUCCUCUGUUGGAUAUGUUAGUCUUUGCCUAUGCCCUGAUGCUUUCCCUCAUAAGAAGAAGAAAAAAAGUAUAUGAAAAGGAUAAAAAAAAACAUUUGGCUUAUUUUUCACUGUAGUUAGCCUUUUAUACAAUAAUAUUGUAAGAACAUUUCUUGAAUUCUAAAUAUUACUCUUUCUAGAUUUUUGAAAUCAAAAAGUUUUGAGUAAAAAGUUUCUUACUUUAUUUUACUAUAUUAGAUAGUAAAAACAAAUGUACGGUUAUUUACCAUAACCUGUCCAUUAUUAUUAUCAAAAAAACAAUAGCAUCUUAAGAACAUGAAGUAGGAUUGUAGCUCGAGGUGUAGUGCGUAUGGGGUAUCGUACGAGCUUGAUGUUCUCUAGGAUGUGUUCUCCUUCUCUAUUUCUAGUCUGCAUUGUUGGUUGAAUAAAAGAUUUGAGAUUUGUACCCCUGUCGAAAUCCAAGGUAUUGUCGAUGCACAUCAGAGAUAAAAGAAAACCAGCAGCAAGAAAUCAAACUUUUUUUUUUUGUUUCUGUCUCUGUAACAGAAAACACAAUAUGUAUAUAACAUUUAUGUAGCAAUAAAUGUGCCAUCUUUUUUAACGAGA